Patella vulgata (common limpet) is the source of this 5122-nucleotide messenger RNA. RefSeq names its product vacuole membrane protein 1. The transcript has 12 exons. The coding region runs from base 43 to 1428 and encodes 461 amino acids. The record is from RefSeq and is a predicted model, not a curated record. Lineage: Eukaryota; Metazoa; Mollusca; Gastropoda; Patellidae.
UGAUUUUAAAAGCACUAUAUUCACUAAAUUAAUUGAAACAAUAUGUCGAAAAGGGUAUCUAGAGGAAUUGGUUGUUUGUCUUGUUUAAAGGUAUUUGAACUACGCUCUCUUUUGAAAGAAAAGGGACUUAGCACCAAAGGCCGAAAGGUGGACUUGGUAUCAAGGUUAGAAAAGAUCACUGUCAUGGACGACAGUGUCAAAGAAGUUCGAGAAAGAAAAUCUAAGAAAAAUGGGUCUAUGACAAAAGAAAAAAACAUGGAUACCAUUUCACGGCGAGAGCGGGAAAAAACUGAACGCACAAAUAUAGUUUUAUGGAAAAAACCUUUGAUAACUUUUGUUUAUUUUAUAUGUGAAUGUAGCUGCUUAUUUCAAACAUUUAUAGACAGAUUAUGGCAGAGAAAAAAGAGUGUAUUAUUAAUGUUAGUUAUGAUUAGUUUAUUAUAUUUAUUAUAUAUAACUGAAGGUAAACAUCAACAGAUAGUUGAUGUUAUAAGAAAACAUUUCCUAUGGAGUGCGUACUGGGUAGGAUUAGGUAUUUUGUCAUCUGUAGGUUUAGGUACAGGUCUUCACACAUUUAUUCUUUAUUUGGGUCCACAUAUAGCAUCUGUUACAUUAGCGGCAUUUGAAUGCAAGUCUGUAGAUUUUCCAGAACCACCAUAUCCCUCCAAAAUUAUUUGUCCGGAAACUAUGGGAGAUGGUAUUAGUAUAUGGGCUAUAAUGGGUAAAGUACGAUUAGAAGCUAUUAUGUGGGGGGCAGGUACAGCUAUAGGAGAAUUACCACCAUAUUUUAUGGCUAGAGCAGCAAGAUUAUCUGGUACUGACCCAGAUGAUGAUGAUUUUGAAGAAUUAAAUGAGUUAAUUCAUGAAACUAAAGCACAUCCUAAUGAACUGGGUUUUAUGGAAAGAGCAAAACUAUCAGUACAUAAUUUAGUACAAAGGAUUGGUUUUAUUGGUAUUUUAGCUUGUGCCUCUAUACCCAAUCCAUUGUUUGAUUUAGCCGGAAUAACAUGUGGUCAUUUUCUAGUACCAUUCUGGACGUUUUUUGGAGCAACACUAAUUGGUAAAGCAAUAAUCAAAAUGCAUAUACAGAAAUUAUUUGUGAUAUUUCUAUUUAGUAAGCACCAUGUAGAACUAGUCAUACAUCUUUUUAAGUAUAUACCAUUAGUAGGAGAAAAAUUACAGAUGCCUUUUAAAAAUUGGUUAGAAGAUCAAAGAAAUAAAUUACAUAAUAGAGAUGAAGCAGACUCUGAGAAGGAAUCAACCAAUGUAUUAUCAUGGAUAUUUGAAAAAGUUAUAAUUAUAAUGGUGGCGUAUUUUUUACUGUCAAUUAUAAACUCAAUGGCACAGAGUUAUCAUAAAAGAAUUUGUAAAGUUAAACAUUCGUUGGACGCUCCAGGUCGAUCGAAAGCUAAAGUUAGCCUAGAAUGAUUUAUUGUCAAGUGAGCAUUAAUAUAGCAAGGGUAAAUGAAAUUGACAAAUCAGAUAAAAGAUGCUAUGCUAUGUAUGUAUUUAUAGUAUACUCUUCAAAAAAGUAGGGGAUAUUGAAAUGCAAAUAGCUAUGCAGGUUGUGAUAUGAUAAAUUGUCAUGGACACUUGACAUGCUUUGAGAGUAUGUUCACAGAUGAAGAACUUAUCGCCCCAACAGAACCACUAAGCUGCACAUGCAACACACAAUAGCGUCAUACAUGUGGGAGGGGUUCAUUGUCAAAUUUGACACUUCAAGGAAGGGUUGAUGAAAACUGCCGUGUGCUGGUUUAUCUAUCCAUGUUUGCUUUCCUAUUGGUUCUUGCAUAAGAUUUACUGUUUAGCGUAUCUUUACGUUUAAUUUGAUCUGGAGAAGUGUUCGUCAACGUCAACCGACCACACUGCAAGAGUUGGCCGUGGCACUGCAAGAGGAGUGGGUCAGAUUGCCCCAAAUCAUGAUUGGACGGUUGAUUAGGAGCAUGCCACAACGAAUUGCUGAAUGUCUGAGGAUUGGUGGAGUAAUUACUCAUUAUUAGGACAAAAAUCAAAAACGUCCAUUUUCACUUUUGACGGUGUAUCUCUUUGCGAUUGAAAUGGGGCCGUCAGAUAAGUCGCCCAUAUGAACUGUUUAUGUUCAUGUGUAGGCAAUUGGCCUGUUAUUAACAUACACUGGUUACCUCUUAUAAAAACAGCAGUGCAUUCCCGCAGUUUUGUAUUAUUUCUGAAUAUCCCCUACUUUUUUUGAAGAGUAUAUAUAAUAGUCAUAGUAAAAAAACACUCUUUCAUAAUGGUAAAAGAAUUAAAAUCUGGAUUCAGAAUUUAUUAUGUAAUUCAUAAUAUUACUUUGAUGUUUGGCUCUGCUACUGUUUCAUCAAAACUAGUUAAGAUUAGGAAUCAAAAUUUGAGCAGGUGCCAGAACAAAGUUAUAGAGAUUUUAUUGAAAUGCUCUUUCAUUCUGAUAUAAAUACUGUAUGUAAUAAAUCCCUUUGAAAUAAAGAUUGGGUAUGACUGACAUCAUCAUUUCCAAUAUAAACUAUAUCCGAUAAGUCAGUCAAUGCCACCUGUCACAUUAAUGCCACCUGUCACAUUAAUGCCACCUGUCCUCAUAAUUAUAAGUUGAUAUUUGCUAUAAAAGAUGAGAUAUCUAUCCUUUAACAUCAUUUUUUGACAUAGAGUGUUAUGUUUUUGACAUUGCUGAUGUGGGCUUAACUUUACCAGCUUUUAAUAACCUAUGAUACCAAAACAAGCCGGAAGUCAUAAGUCUGUAACGAUAUGGACAAAAUUGUUAAAAUAGACUAAAAUAUCUUUUUAAUGAUUUAACAGGAAAGGUAAAAGUUUAGAUUUAACAAACUAAAUUUGUUAUAUACUUUUAGCCUACUUCAAUACUUUUUGUGACUUCCAUCUCUUUUUCCUGUCACAGGUAAGUGUCACUCGUCUUUAGGAACAACAAUUAUUAUUUCAUGGACUUCUGAUAGACACAGAUUCAGCAUUUAACAUCUGCAUAAAUUGGAUAUAACUGUAUAUAUGAAUCCUAACAAAAUAUUUGACCAUAUCCAUAUUGAAGAUAGUUAUGUUCCUUAAAAUUCAUUAUUUAAGCCUUUCUACUGAAAGAAAAUGACAUAGCAGCUAACCAUAAAUAACUAUGCUAAAUCUGACAGAAAAAUGAUAUUUAAGAUUCAGUAGUAUUUGUACAUGCUUUAAGUGUUAUAUUAUUAUCUAAAAUGUUAUUUUCAUAAAAACUGUUUCAAGGCUUUUCUUAAAAACCAGAGAGUCAGUAUUUUUUGAUUGAUGUAAUUUUGAUCGUUUGCCAAAUCAUGGAAAGAGAUAUCUUGAAGCGAGAUGGCUUAAAUGCAACCUAAAAAUCCGAAUAUUAACACAUGUUUGUGAAGAGUUAAACUUCAUCAUCAUCAUCAUCCACAAAUUCUAACCUUUUUCCCUCAGAUUUUACACUCCAUAUUUGUUGACUGACCAUAAAGGUUACAACACAUUAGCAUACAUAAAUCAACAAAAAUGUGUAAAACCCAAAAGUAGUAAAGAAAAAAAAAACAUUUCAUAUAAUUCUUCCACUCACUUGUAGGGUAUUUAAAGACCCGCCCGGGUGUGAGCCUCAUAAAUCCAUAGAUUGUAGGGUGUUUGAUGACGUGAAUGAAAGAUUGUACAGUCCGAAAUAUAAAUGCGAGAAUAACCUCUCUUCCGUUCUUGGUUUUAAAACCCGUGCUGUCUCCAUGAUGUCCGAUUUUAAAUUCAAAUAUACCCGAAUUUAUCAAAGAUUUCAAAUUAAAUUGCAGAUUCCAGGCAUGUUAUGAUUUUUGAUUAAAGGGUGGCAACUCUUGUAAAACUGACACUGUAAAGUGGAGGUAACUUUACUAUAGACAAGACUUAAGAGAUUCUUCUUUAUUUAUAUAAUUAAAAUAUAAGCUAUGCAUCAUUUAAAGUCAAAUUAACAUAACAACAUGUAAAUAAUUGUAUCAUUAUAUAUUGCUGUAACAUAUUACCGGUAUUUGUUUAAUUUAAAAAAAUAUAUUUUGUAAGGGUCCCAUAUUGAGGUUGACAGAGUAGAAAAAAUUCAUUUUUAAUAAUAGCCAACAUGUCACAGAUGUUAGUGCAUCAGAUGAAAGGAUGAUUGGUUGGAAUGUAUUGGGGAUGACUUGAAUUGAGAUGGAUUUGCGUCACCCGAGAAUUAUUGUAAAACCUGUCAAAUGCAACUCAAUCUAUAUGUGGGCUUUUGUUUUAAUAAGCUGUAAUAAUAUAUCUUUUAAUGAAAUCCAUUAUUUGCUUUAAUUUCUGAAAGGAAACUUGUAUUAUUUCUAUGUGUAUGCAAUUCUAAGAUUUAAGAUGCCCGAGUGGUUUUUCCAUUUGAAAUCUGAUAUAUCAUAUUCAGUACAGUCUUAGGCAUCGUUAAUAGUAAGUUACCCCAAUAUAAAUGCCAGUAUCUCGAAUUUGAAUAGACGAAUGGGCCUCUGACUUAGUCCAGUUUAUUUUUAAAAAAAAUUGUUUUUAUCAUAUCUUGUGUAUUUGCCAAAGUUGGCACGUUCGUGUCUUUAUCAUGAAAAGAAAAUGAGCAUGGUGUAAAAUUCCUUCAAGAUCAGCCCUCACGUUUUUUUUUUAAAAGAAAUUUUAUGGCCAUAUUCCAAAACUUAUCCCUAGAAUUUUAUUAGUCCAUAGACCAUUCGCUAUGUAAUGCAUUUCGUGCCUGUUUGCCAGAUUGAAUAUAGAAGGAUUUUACCAAUUACAAAGUAAAGUAUUCCUCAUCGGAAGAAAAUUAUUUUCUGGGAGAAUUAAGACACUUGUGAUGAAUUACCUGUAUUUGUUGCAUUAGUCUACUCGAUCGGAACUUCUAACACAUCAAUCUAGUCACGAACUGAUCUUUAUCAAUAGACCCUUUAUUGACUUGCAUGCCUUUAUAAGGUAUAUGGCCGUGCGCGGUGUUGAGAUUGGUACCAAUGUUGACUCAAGAUUAUAACGCCAAAAAUUAGUCGGCGUCCAGGGAAGAAUUUGCAAACAUCAGACGGUAUUUUAAACCAGCUCAAAGAAAAUAUGAUUGUUUAAAAAAAAAAGAUUGUGUGUACCUUUCAAGAGAUAUUUUGUUUAUUAUUUAUAUACAUUCCCCAUAAUUUACUUGUAUUAUAAUUCCUGAAAUAAAACCUGAGAAUUGUGA